This is a messenger RNA of Vitrella brassicaformis, 2862 nucleotides long. The record is from the annotation of a GenBank genome assembly. NCBI's taxonomy places the organism in Eukaryota, Vitrellaceae.
CUCGUGUGAGGCAGGUCGACCAGAGGCGGUUACCUUUGUGUAUGGACGCCGGAGGUGAGAUUGCAAUGGCGUCACCCGAGUAUGAGGCGGAGAAGGCCAUGGUGGAACAGCUGUGGAGCCGGCGGGAUGCCCUGCUGUCGUCGUUAUCGGCCCAGGACCCGUCAAGGCACGGAUUCAUCGCACGCACUGUAAGGACCAGUGAGCGAACAAAGGAAACCUGACAGCGCGUUUGUUCCUCUCCCUCUGUCCGCCUUCCGUGUGCAGGCACUUCUCCGGAUAUUGCGGGGACUCGUGGGGCACGGAGUCAUCCAAGAGGAGCUGCUCAGAGAUGUGAUCCGAGCCGACACACUGUAGCUAAUGUUCUUAUCAUGCCUCGCGUCUGCGAUAUGUGAUGCCUGCAGGUUCUGGCUGCCUGUGCAGUGCGCCCUGCAGGUAUGUACAGCCCUCAUCGUUGCGACGGGACGUCCGCCUUGGUUGUUUGUGUGCGAGCAGCUGGCGCGCACGGAAGGACCAGGCCAGAUGCCAUUAACUAUCGCGCGUUUGUGCGGGUCAUAGAGACGGCACAUCAUCACAUCCGAGAGGGCGACCGUCAUUUGUGCUCUCUUCAAGGGCCCCACGGCUCGGCCCCCAGGACGACAUUGCAAUCAGUGCCUCAGCCGGCAGCAGAGGGGAGGAGAGUGCAGCAGAAGAGGGAUCAUGAGCCGCCCGUCUGUGCCCUCACGUCUUCUAGCUCAACCGUGUCUGAUGGUCAGUAAGCAGUCAGAAGACUCGCUCUCGUCUUAUGGCUCUGUCAACCCUCCCUUGUCCGGUGAAGGGCUGCAGGCAGCGGGCACUCACUUGUAAGACAACCCGCGUCAGGUGGGCCCUCAGGCGUCGAAUGAAGCUUUUUCGGCUCCCCGGCCUUCCCCUCGCCCCCUCUUCUCUGGCACUCCGUCAUUCGACCCCCUCCCCGGUCUGCCCUUCUCCCUCGCCGGACCACCGGAAGCCGACAAAUCGAGACGCAAGGAAGAGAGAGCCAGGAGUGAUGCCAGAAGAGAGAAUGGUGUCACAAAGGAGGAGGCAGGAAGAGAACAUGCGAGGAAAGGUAAUCGCUUUCAGCGUGAGGAAGCCCCUGUUAAGCCCCAGCGAUGGGCGCCUGAGAACAAGGAGGACGGUACGAGAACGGACAAACCAUCAACAAGGAGAGAGGCCAGUCCAGUGGCAGAGCGCUUCCAGCGGCUGCUCAACGCCGCAGACGGCCUGGAGAAGAGACCCGCGAGAGACACCGCCCGUGACAACUACUGUCUUCGUGCCCCCAGCACUGCAACCUCUGCCACCAAGGCCCCCUCAAGCGCGUGGAGCUCCUCUGCAUCCGUGCCGUCGAGGGACGGCAAUCGCGAGGCCGAGCGCCCUCGUGAAGCCGACACGAAGGUCCUGUGGAUCGAUAAGCUCUUGGACGAGGGAAAGGUCAGCAGGAGGCGGGACACACAAGUGGCGCAGGACACGACUGGUGCCACUCCGCUGCCGAGGUAUGUGAAAUCUCCGCUCAGUUUCCAAUCCUUCUUAUGAUCCCUCUGUUGGCCAUGCGCAGGGCACGGAAGAAUAAGUGCGAAAGCCACGUGUCUGCAUCCUCGGCGGAUGUCGAUUCUAUCGCGUCAUCCGAGCUCAUAGUCAGCCCAACAAACCCACUGCCCAAGUGGCCUCGGGCUCGACUCACCAAAGCAGCUCCAAAAACGGCUCCAAAAGGCGCUGGCCAUGUCAAAUCGAGACACAAGGCAGAAAAGAGCCCCAAGAAGGCCGAGAAAAUGCCAGAGAGCUUUCCGUCGAGAAGACAGCUGCGUGCUGCUGGCGUGAAGGGCAUGUACCUGGUGAUGAGCAAGGGUCUGAGACGGCAGCUGCGGCAGUCCAUGUCCCAGUGGAUAAAUCAUGUCUCCUCCGCCAGCGAGACACCGUCCUCGGACGAUACGAUUGCCACCUUUCUGGCUCACUCAGCGACGGCUGGAGCCUCACCGAAGGAGGAUGAGAGACUGAAUGCGGAAGAGGCCCUGUCGCUUUGCCAACAGGCAACGGCAACGUGUUCUAUCGUGUGGCUGACCCGUACGGCUGCCCAGCGGCAGGAAAGAAUCGCAUUCAUGAGAAUCAAGGCCAACAGAUGGACCAGGAAUACAGCCACCCAGACGUGCCGCAGGAGCCUCGAAACGGAGAAAGACGAGAUGGGCAGUCGUGUGGUGCGAGGAGUUCUGCCAUUGACGACCGCCGCGAGCAAGCCAUCUGGAAGGCACGCGCGAGGCACCGGCAGCGGCGGGGCCUGUUCGCUGUGGGAUGAGAAGCCGACCCCUAGAUUCGCGGACGAAAGGCCCAGCCAGAGUGCCUCUUCGACCGAGACACAGCACCAUCACAGCCACUACCACUUCCACACGCCGGCUGGGUGCAUCCGAAGGGGCGGUACAUCGACUGCCUCGUCAUCUUCUUCCUUGCAGGUGCGUGCGGGUCAAGUGAGGGAGCUGCUGGAGACGCUGCACAGGAUCUCUGCUGUUCUGGGGGAUGAUGCAUGAGCGGGAACAUGAUCGGGUUCACUGCAGUGACAAAGACGCCUUGUGUGUUCAUGAGGACGCCCGAAUGAAUGAAUGAGUGAAUGGUUGUUAUAAGGGCGUGUUUGUGUGAGUGGUCGAUCUGCACUGGCUGGCCACCUGGGGAUGGGCGGUAUGUACGUAUGGAGUCAUGGUGCAGCACGCACGCACGCACGCACGCACGCACGCACGCACGCACGCACGCACGCACGCAUGCACGCCGCCUUCAGGCUGCUGGGGUGGCGUGUGUGCGACGUUGUGGUGCCUGCUCGAAUGUUGCCGUCGUUCGCAGCGCAUUGCAUAUCCACCUGUU